Messenger RNA from Sclerotinia sclerotiorum 1980 UF-70, 1521 nucleotides. RefSeq lists its product as hypothetical. Gene Ontology annotation, cellular component: nucleus. The record is from RefSeq and is a predicted model, not a curated record. The transcript is spliced from 4 exons. NCBI's taxonomy places the organism in Eukaryota, Fungi, Ascomycota, Leotiomycetes, Helotiales, Sclerotiniaceae. Gene Ontology annotation, molecular function: DNA binding. Bases 1 to 1521 code for a protein of 506 amino acids.
AUGGUCCGUCGAAAAAGUUUAAAAGUGCAGGAAAUGGAAUCUCGACUUGCUGAAGCAGUAUUAGGAGUUCAAAAUGGAAAGUAUAAGUCUUCAUAUGAAGCUGCAAAAGAACUGGGGCUUUCUAAAGAUACUGUGACGCGACGCGUCAAAGGGGGUUCAUCGCGUUCUGAAAUAAAGCAAUUGACAAUUAGCGGUUAUUCACCAAGCCAUCAAUUGUUAAAAGAAUUGGCUGAGGAGUUACGUUCAAAACGGACUUAUAAUUUGGAUUGCCCCUUAUUUGACUCUCUUGAACUCCCACCACAACACCUUCUUGAUCAUGAAUGGGUUCCACGAUUUAUCAAACGACAUCCUCAUCUUACAGUUGUUAUUGGCCGUCGAAUUGAAUCUGAUUAUGGAAUUGAGAAGAAAGACAAAUACAAUAUGGAUGAAUCUGGAUAUUCAAUUGGGACAAUGGAAUCAACCCGAAUUAUUAUCGAUUCUACACUUUGUACAAAACAUCAAGCAUAUCCAGGCCGUCAAGAGUGGAUUUCAAUAGUAGAGUGUAUUUGUGCGGAUGGAUUCAUUCUUCCACCACUCGAGAUUUUUAAAGGUAAAAACGUUCUUCAAAAUUGGAUUCCGAAGGAAGUUCUUGGUAGCUGGUUCUUUUCAGCAAAUACAAAGGGCUGGACAAGCAAUCUUCAUGGAUUAGAAUGGUUAAAACGUGUUUUCGAACCUACAACUCGUGCAAAAGCAGAUGGCAAAUAUCGGCUUCUCAUCUGCGAUAGCCACGAUUCUUAUAUUAGUGGAAGCUUUAUAGCUCACUACCUUCAAAAUCGAAUUGUACUUCUUAUACUUCCUCCUCAUACCUCGCAUUUGCUUCAGCCACUUGAUGUUGCGGUUUUCGGUCCAUUGAAAAAACGGCUCACCGCAGCACUUUCUGAUUUGAAUCAAGCUCAACUUAUACAAAUACAAAAGAUUAAAUGGAUGGAGGCAUAUAUUAAAGCUCGAGCCGAUAGAGUGUUCCAUAUACUGGGUCGAGAGUUUACCCCCGAAGUCGAAAUAUCCAAAGAACCAACUCAAUUUGAUAUUUUUAAUCAAGUCUUCGUCAAUAGCUCACCCCCGGAUGUAGCAAUCUUACAAACAGCAAAUAACCUUUUAAAUUCAACAAUUGAAAAUGAUACAACUCUUUCAACCCCGGUUCGUCAAUACAUUCGAAAAUUGACGAUUGGGAGUGAGCAACUUCGAGCUCAAAGUAUUGUUCACCAACACGAUGCGAAUAAUUUACGAGCUAUUAUGAAGAAACGUACGAUACAUAAGAAAGGAAAGAGAUUAGUUUUGAAGGGUCAUUUUCAUAUUUCUAUGCAAGAAUUAUGUGAUGUAGUAAUGGAAGCCGAAAAAGCUACUAAAGUACAGAUAAUGAAAAAAGGAAAAGGGAAAGGGAAAGUAAUUGAAUAUAAGACUGAAACUGAAGAGGAUAUUGGAGAAGAAGUUGAAGAUGAAUCUGAAAGUGAUAUUGGAGAUUGUAUUAUAGUUGAUUGUUGA